Molecule: messenger RNA, 3850 nt
Organism: Plectropomus leopardus (leopard coralgrouper)
Lineage: Eukaryota; Metazoa; Chordata; Actinopteri; Perciformes; Serranidae
Gene: nfe2l3
Product: nfe2 like bZIP transcription factor 3
Biological process (GO): regulation of transcription by RNA polymerase II
Cellular component (GO): nucleus
Molecular function (GO): DNA-binding transcription factor activity, RNA polymerase II-specific; RNA polymerase II cis-regulatory region sequence-specific DNA binding
Source: RefSeq, a predicted model, not a curated record
UAGCAGCACUGUACUGUGACAGCAUUUAGCCUUUCAGGUGUUUCAUUUUCUGUUUAACUGGCAUCUUCGGGGAAGUUUUGAUAGCAAGCUGUCACCGAUAAAUAACUUCUUCGCUACAAAGGACUGAAAGAAACGGUUCCGCUAUGUUUGCGCCAAGAGGUAGUAAUUAACCGGUUACUGAAAGCUAAUGGCUAACUGCUAACAGCUAGCAUAGCUAUCUAACGAUUUCGCCGGUACAGGCGGACCUCUUUGUCUGACAGGGGAAGGCGUGCUCUUUUGUUAGGCUUUUCCCUUUGUCCAUUCGGGAAAGAGGAACUGUUGGGUCAGUAUUUCACAAUUAUCUGCAGAUCUAAAAGUAUUUAGAAAAUGCAAAUCGCGAAAAAAUACUUCUCAGAAGGCCUUAUUCAGUUAACGAUCUUACUCAGUUUGAUUGGAGUUCGUGUGGAUAUCGACAGCUACUUAAGCGGCUAUUAUUCGCCUCUGAUAGAGAUUAACUUGGGUCCUAGCUCAGCCUACACCCAGACACCCUUUCAUAAUUUGAGAGACACUCUUGACGGAUACAGUGUGCACCCAAAAUGUCCCGAAUUGGACUAUUUCUUUGCAAGUCGCCGGCUACUUGACGAGGUGAGGAACCUGGGCUCACCGCGGUUCCCCACGCAGUUGAGCGCAUGGCUGGUGCACCAAGUGUCCGCCACUGACAGUGCUGACUGUGGGCCUUCAACCAGCAACAACACUGACACCACCUCGGGGUUAGAAAGCCCCGGGGACGAGACCAGAGAUGACCGUGAACACCUGCCUGGCAGUGGCCAAGAGGGGUGCCAAACAACCCCUGGACUCGGACAAGGGCCUUGUAGAGCUGGAGCCUGCGGGUUUCCUAAAGAGGAGGAUGAUAGUAAAGUUAAAGAGGAGGAAGAACCUGUCCCACUCACUCAGCUGGCUCACAGUUCCACACUGGAACAAGAGAGUCUGCUUGAAGGCAUCACUGCGCUGUCUGAUGCAGCGCGCCACCAUCCUCCUACCAUUGAUAUUGACCAACACUGGAGCAAUUUACUCUCUCUGUCUGUUACUGAUCUUGACGACUUGGACUCCCUUGUUACUGAACGUCUAUCAGACCUGAACACAGACAUCACCAACGCCAUCAGCCAGGAUGUCAGCUUGCACGAUGCUAUGGUAACCAGUGCUGGAGUGUUUGGUGUGGCGUCUGAAAGACUUGAGUCCAGGCCACUCACCCAACAACAAAGAGCCCUCUUCCGACUGGAAUCCACAGGCUCCUCACACUCAGACGCGUCACCCGGGAUGGCAGUGGGCCUGGCCGCUCUCCCCUUUGCCUCAGUAUGUAAUUUGACUGGAAACGUGUCAUCGCAUAGUGUUCUGGGUGGCUGUCUGGAUGAGGCAGUGUUUGACCAGAUCAAUCAGCUUGGUUUGGAGGGCCUGGACAGCCAGCUGAUGGGCUCUCUGGAAAGCAUUGACCCACAGGUCCUUGAGGACUUGGACUCAGACUCCGGUCUCUCUUUGGAGAGCAGUUCUGGAGGUCCAGUCUCUCCAGGCUCAUCUGAUAUGUCGUCAUCAUCCAGUUCAUACUGUGAAGAUGAGUGUGGUGCUACAGGCUACAGCAGUGAGGUGGAUUCAGUCCCCACAAAAGGCAUCAUGGAGUACAACACAACGUGGUCACCCAUCGAUCUGAGUGAGAGUGUGUGGCAUGACCACAGCUACUCAUCUCCUGCUUUCUUCCACCAGCCGCCAGUUACACUCCCUCACAAAGGUAUCAAAGAGGAGCCUCUCAGCGAUGAUGAAGGGCCAAGGUUCGAAGACAGGGAGCUGAGUCGCGAUGAGCUGCGUGCCCGUGCCAUGUGCAUCCCGUUCUCUGUCCUGCAGAUUGUUAACAUGCCUGUGGAGGAGUUCCUGGAGGUCCUCGACGGUCACGGCUUCUCUCCCGAACAGGUGACCCUCCUGAGGGACAUCCGCAGGCGGGGGAAGAACAAGCUGGCAGCGCAAAACUGCCGGAAGCGCAAACUAGACGCCAUCAUGGGGCUGCAGGAGGAGGUGGAAAGGUUGCACGCUCAGAGAGACAGGCUACUGAGAGAGAAGCAGCUUACAGCCAAGACAAUGGGUGCUGUGGGCCAGCAGAUAAAGCAGCUGACCAGAGACGUCCUGGCCCGCCUGAGGGAUGAUUCAGGACGUCCCCUGAACCCAGAGCGAUUCACCCUGCAGUGCGGGGCUAAUGGGAGGGUUGUAGUUCAGCGUGUAAGUCGGCCUGCUGUCUCCACAUCAACGGGCAACAAAACAGACAAGAGAAAGAAGGAGAAAAAGCAAUGAUGCAGUAUUUGCCAGCUGAGACUCAGAACUUUUAGGGUUUUUGGAUAUUUCUGAACUUAAUUGCCUGAUUCGGGUUUUGGGCUCUCCUCUUUUGCAAAAGUGUGUGUGGAUUCACCGCUGCUGGGAGCCUAAAUCGGCAAAAGCUGCAAAAAGAACAACUCAGAACAAAGAUAAAUAAAAAAAAUAAAUAAAUAAAAAAAAAUCUCUGUAAAUAUAAGUUCUCAUGGGGAAAAUGUAGCUUACACACUGGACAUUUUUUGCUUUUUGAAGAUGGACAAGGCACCCCGGGGCAGUUUAAGGGGUCAGUUGAGCUGCUGGCAAUGCUACCAGUCUCUUUUUGUGCCUGUUAACAUUAAAAUAAUUUAAUCUUUCCAUUUUUACCAGCAAAUACGUAGACAUCCUGGCAUGGUCAGCAGUGUGACACUUACUGGAACGAGAUCUCGGAGGAGGAGUCUGUUUGUUUGUUUCCAUGUAAUCUUGCCUCUCAAUGUAUACCUACUCAGUAUAAGGAGAAGGUUAAAGGUUGUAUUUAUUAAAGUUUCUGAGGUUUCUGAAAUGCUUAUAUGCAUCACGAGACUGUCAAGAGCAGUAUCUUUUUUUCAUAGUGGUAAAUUUAUCUCAAAGUGGUGAGAUUAUUGGGACAUUACCUAUCUAAAGUUUACAGAUUUGUUUCAGAUAUUUGAGGGCAUGUACUGUUCAGUAGAAAUGAAUGCAAAAAAAAAAUGUGUUUUCAUUAUAUGUCUUGAUGACAUACAAUAUACCAAUGAUUAAACUAACAAGGCCUUAAUUUGCAUUGGAGAAGUGUUUUGGUUACUGUGUGUGCACAUGAUCCAAAAAUGCUUAACAUAACAAAAAUGUUUUUAAGAGAUCCUUUGUUUUGGAUGCAUAUUUUAUAAUUUGUUUCAAGCACAAUUUUGCUUAACCCUCUCAUUUCAAUUACUUGAGUGUUUUGGCAAGAUUAUAUUCUACCUCACGCCUUAGUUGAUAUAGAUUUUGGCUAAAUAAAAGAAAACCUUUUUUUAAGGGAACUUAAAUGCACUCAUUAAAAACAAAUUCUUAAUUAUUAGAAUGGCCCUAAAUGGACCUUAAACGAUCCCAUUUCUGAAAAAAAAAGAAACAAUACAAUCACCAACUCUAUUUAAUAGGACUGAAUGUUGUUUGGAUGUUGCUUUUUAUAUAUUUGAGAUUAUGAAAGAGUUGAAAUAAGUAUUUAGUAAAAAUUGCCAUCCUAUUCAUGGGCACACCUCUACACAGUGGGCUGAGUGUGUGUGUCAAGUGGAGAGAAGUGCAUAAAGUAGUUAAUAGUGUGACUCAUGAAGUAUUUUUUCCUUGCCCCUCACAAAUUUGUAUUUAAUUUCCUGGUUUGACCUAGAGUUUACUUUUCUGUUUGUAUACAUUUCAAACUGUUUUUCUUUGUUGCUGGUUGCAGAUGUUUUUGAUUGCAUGGUGAUUGUUGACUGUUGAUAGUAUGGGUUUGCUUUGAAAUGCUCUUACAGACUUUGUUCUUUCUGAUUUAAAAAGAAAAAAAAGAUAA